This is a messenger RNA of Impatiens glandulifera, 1117 nucleotides long. RefSeq names its product zinc-finger homeodomain protein 2. Gene Ontology annotation, biological process: regulation of developmental process; regulation of DNA-templated transcription. The coding region runs from base 157 to 897 and encodes 246 amino acids. Gene Ontology annotation, cellular component: nucleus. The transcript has a single exon. Gene Ontology annotation, molecular function: transcription cis-regulatory region binding; DNA-binding transcription factor activity. Lineage: Eukaryota; Viridiplantae; Streptophyta; Magnoliopsida; Ericales; Balsaminaceae. The record is from RefSeq and is a predicted model, not a curated record.
AUUAUUAUUUACGAGUAAAUCCAAGCUUAUUAUCGGCGGUGGCGGUGUUGCUUUGUCGAUCUGCUGCAAGCGGAUGUAGAUCUCUCUCUCUCUCUUUGAUUUCUCUAGAGAGAGAAAAGGAAACUCAAAACGAGAGAGGAGAAGGAGAAGGAGAAGAUGGAAUUCGAUGAGCAUGAUCAAGAGGAAACGGGUAACCCAAAUUACGAACCGGAAGUAGGAGACGGUAGUACUACUGCAUCUAGAAAAACCGGCAUCAGUUACAGGUACAGAGAGUGUCUCAAAAACCACGCCGUCGGCAUCGGCGGUCACGCCGUCGACGGUUGUGGAGAGUUCAUAGCCUCAGGUGAAGAAGGAACACUAGAUGCGUUGAGUUGCGCCGCUUGCAAUUGCCACCGUAAUUUCCAUCGAAAAGAACCCGACUCCGUUAGCGCUGGAAUCGGCAUCGGCGGCGGUGGUGGUGGCGGUGGGCAAGGGUUUCAUUAUCAUCACCACCAUGGUCCGCCUCCAUCUCACCUCCAUCACCAUCACCACAUCCCUUACUACCGAACAGCUGCAGCACCGUCUGGGUAUUUGCACGUGACGCCGCAGCAGUCUCGGCCGCCACUGGCGCUGCCGCCUUCGUCGACGUCUAGGGAUGAUGAGGACAUGUCGAAUCCAAGCAGUAGCGGAGGCGGCGGUGGAGGAGGGGGAAUUGGUGGAUCGAAGAAGCGGUUUAGGACGAAAUUUAGUCAAGAACAGAAGGAUAGGAUGCUGGGAUUUGCGGAGAGGGUUGGGUGGAGAAUUCAGAAGCAUGAUGAAGCUGCGGUUGAACAGUUUUGUGAGGAGAUGGGAGUGAAGCGUCAAGUGUUGAAGGUAUGGAUGCAUAACAACAAGCAUACUAUUGGUAAAAAGCCCUAAUUUAAUCUUCUCUCACUAGAAAUUGAUUGAUGUUGGAUUAUUUAGUUAGUUAAUUAGUUAGGGUUUUUGUUUAGUAAUUAUUCUACUACACUAUUUGGGGUUUGAUUAUUAUUGUUUGGUGGCUGUGUUGUAGUAGUGUUGUAAUAUUGAGUGUAAGACAAAUGAAGGCGAUUUCAAUUGCUCCAUUUAACUUGAAACUCGAUCUCUCAUUAUCUUAUAA